Bubalus bubalis (water buffalo) is the source of this 534-nucleotide messenger RNA. RefSeq names its product 60S ribosomal protein L23a. Bases 1 to 474 code for a protein of 157 amino acids. Gene Ontology annotation, cellular component: cytosolic large ribosomal subunit; ribosome. The transcript has a single exon. Gene Ontology annotation, molecular function: rRNA binding; structural constituent of ribosome. The record is from RefSeq and is a predicted model, not a curated record. NCBI's taxonomy places the organism in Eukaryota, Metazoa, Chordata, Mammalia, Artiodactyla, Bovidae. Gene Ontology annotation, biological process: translation; ribosomal large subunit assembly.
AUGGCGCAGAAGGCGAAGAAGGAAGCCCCUGCUCCUCCUGAAGCUGAAGCCAAAGCAAAGGCUCUGAAGGCCAAGAAAGCCGUGUUGAAAGGUGUCCACAGCCACAAAAAAAAAAAAGAAGAUCCGUCGUCGCCCACCUUCCGGCGGCCCAAAACACUGCAGCUCAGGAGGCAGCCCAAAUAUCCUCGGAAGAGCGCCCCUAGGAGAAACAAACUUGACCACUAUGCCAUCAUCAAAUUCCCCCUCACCACCAAGUCAGCCAUGAAGAAAAUAGAAGACAACAACACACUGGUAUUCAUUGUGGAUGUCAAGGCCAACAAGCACCAAAUUAAACAGGCUGUGAAGAAGCUCUAUGACAUUGACGUGGCUAAGGUCAAUACUCUGAUCAGGCCUGAUGGAGAGAAGAAGGCAUAUGUUCGACUGGCUCCCGACUAUGAUGCUUUGGAUGUUGCCAACAAAAUUGGCAUCAUCUAAACUGAGUCCAGCUGGCUAAUUCCAAAUAUAAAAGUUUUCACUAUGAAAAAAAAAAAAAAG